AUGGCCUCCACGGCUUCUUCGCGUGCCGUCGCUGGCGGCUGCAGCACGUCCGCCAUCACCACCGCCACGGUGAGCGGCUCGCACGUCCUCAGGAUUAACGGCUACUCCGAAUCCAGGGCUUACGGCGUCGGCAGCUACGUCGCCUCCAGCAAGUUCCUGGUCGCAGGCCACAGCUGGUUUCUCAGAUACUACCCCGUUGGUUGUAACGAGGAGACUGGCGAUUGGAUAUCCUUCUUCCUCAUCCACGGCGGUAGGAGCAGCGUCAGGGCACAGUUCAAGUUCAGCUUGCUCGAUCUGGAGGGCAACCAGGUCCACAGCAGGAAUUCCUUCUGCCCGGUUGCCUUCCAUGGCUCUAGAUGUUUCUGGGGUUUCUCAAGCUUCAUCAAAAGAGAAGAUUUCGAGAACUCAAAUUACCUGCGAGACAACAGCUUCAGGGUCGUUUGCGAUAUCACCGUUUUCAACGGCUUCUACAAAGAAGGCACUAUGAUGUUCGUCGACACCGUGCCACCCUCCGACGACUUGCAUAAGGACCUCGGCAGGCUUCUCGCGUCAGGGAAAGGGGUGGACGUGAAGUUGAAGGUGCGUGACAAGCAGUUCCUGGCACACAAGAACGUGCUCGCAGCUCGGUCGUCGGUCUUCAUGGCCGAGCUCUUCGGGCCACUGAAGGAAGGAGAGGCAGAUUCUGUGGAAAUUCAUGGUAUGGAACCUGUGGUGUUCAAGGCGAUGCUCGACUUUAUUUAUACUGACAAUGUACCUAAAGUGCGAACGGGUGAAGAAAUAGCAAUGGCGCAAAAUUUACUUGUUGCGGCGGACAGGUACGACCUGAAGAGGCUGAAGAUGAUUUGCGAGCACAAUCUGUGCAGUCGUAUUACCAAAAAAACAGCCGCGACUACGUUGGUAUUGGCAGAGCAACAUGGUUGCAAUGGUCUGAAGAAGGCUUGCUUCGCCUUCCUUUCGUCCCUCGGUAGUCUGAAGGCGGUUAUGGACACCCAAGGGUAUGAUCAUCUGCGGAGCAGUUGCCCCUCCCUGCAUGACGAACUGGUUGCCAAGUUUGACGUCUCCAAAAGAAACAAGAUUAGGUCAUUUUUGUGUUUCUCUGUUAAGUAG
Messenger RNA from Setaria italica (foxtail millet), 1107 nucleotides. Its product is annotated as BTB/POZ and MATH domain-containing protein 1. Gene Ontology annotation, molecular function: protein binding. The transcript has a single exon. Lineage: Eukaryota; Viridiplantae; Streptophyta; Magnoliopsida; Poales; Poaceae. The record is from RefSeq and is a predicted model, not a curated record. Bases 1 to 1107 code for a protein of 368 amino acids. Gene Ontology annotation, biological process: protein ubiquitination.